Messenger RNA from Carassius carassius (crucian carp), 1582 nucleotides. RefSeq names its product sushi repeat-containing protein SRPX2-like. Bases 95 to 1168 code for a protein of 357 amino acids. The transcript has 8 exons. Lineage: Eukaryota; Metazoa; Chordata; Actinopteri; Cypriniformes; Cyprinidae. The record is from RefSeq and is a predicted model, not a curated record.
UCGAGGCGGGCACCACCGGGGCUCACUUGGAACAUGCUGCUUGCUUUCCUGUGAUCGAGGAUAUAAACGGCUGGGCCGAUCAUCUGUGCAGUGCAUGCCUAACCGCCGCUGGUCUGGAUCCGCUGUCUGUCGAAGGAUACGUUGCCAUGUGCUGCCUCUGAUUGACCACGGUAUGUACAGUUGCACCCGUGGUUUUGUGGUCUCCAGGUGUGACUACAACUGCUAUGAAGGCUACCAGAUUGAGGGAGAUCGCUACCGGAUGUGCCAAGAAGAGGGAACAUGGAGCGGAACAGAACCGACGUGUGCAGAUCAUGACCCCCCCAAACUGAAAUGUCCUUUGUCCAGAGUGAAGGUGGCAGAACCAGGAAAAGUAACUGCCAUGGUUUCAUGGGAGUGUCCUGUUGCUAAAGAUACCGCUGACAAAAUACUACAGGUCUUGCGAAAUGGCCCGGAGUCUGGAUCCGACUUUCCUGAAGGAAUACAUUUAAUUCGAUAUACAGUCUCUGACCAGGCUCACAACACAGCCACAUGCAAAUUUACUGUGCAUGUUGAAGUGAGGCGAUGUCCAAAGCUAAAGCCGCCUAUGCAUGGCUAUCUGAUGUGCUCAUCUGAUGGUAAUAAUUAUGGGGCUGUAUGUGAAUACCAUUGUGAUCCUGGCUUCGAAAGGACAGGUUUUGCAACUCGUGUUUGUCAGCUAAACCGCAACUGGUCCGAUGAAGCAGCUCAGUGUAUAUUCAUGGACAUAAAAACAGACGUCAGGUCUGCUGGUGCUCUGCUUGACCAGUUUUAUGAAAAGAGAAGGCUUCUUGUUGUGUCUACUCCAGAUAUCACUAACCAGAAGCACAGGCUUCAGAAUAUAAUGCUACAGAAAGCUGAGUGUGGUCUGGAUCUGCGACAUGUGACAGUGAUCGAGAUUUUAGGAACUCCACCUCAUGCAAUAGGCCGCAUCAAAAGACAGCAACUAGAGCCUGAAGUCAUAGAGGGACUUAGACAGGCACUGCACAUAUCUACAUCGUAUUUCACCAUGGUGCUGCUGGAUGAGUAUGGUGUGGAUCGGGAGCGCUUUGUUAACCCCACCACCUCUGAUGAGCUCUACUCAUACUUAGAGGAGUAUCUCCUCACAGAGGAGCUAGAGAGACUGGCGAUGAACAGGGACUUCUGUGACUGACCACGGUCUGAUUAACUCCAGAUCUGAUGUUUUGGGUGGGAGUUUUUUUUUUUAUAGUGACAGGCACCUAAAGAGCCUGUUUCCAAGACAAACAAUCAUUUAAAAUGACAUAUUGCAGGAAUUACUAAGUUGGAAAUGUGAUUUAGUCUGGAACAGCUUUUAAUCUGCGGAAGUGGAAAACUGCCAGAUGGGGUUAUAUACAUAUUCCUAAAAAAAAAUAUUUUAACUAUCUAUAACUGAGUGUACAGCACACAAUGUGGAUUCUUAAAAAAAAAAAAGAUUUAUUAAAUGCUGGUACUUUCGUGUAGCUCAUAAAAAGAAGGUGUUCACAAUGAGGUCAAUCAGCAUUUUAACAUUAAAAUACAUUGUGUUAAAAAUCUACAUUUUCGUUUUACAUUAAGUGCACAUUUAAAA